Quercus robur (English oak) is the source of this 592-nucleotide messenger RNA. RefSeq lists its product as uncharacterized. The transcript has a single exon. Bases 147 to 347 code for a protein of 66 amino acids. The record is from RefSeq and is a predicted model, not a curated record. NCBI's taxonomy places the organism in Eukaryota, Viridiplantae, Streptophyta, Magnoliopsida, Fagales, Fagaceae.
CCUAAACCAAAAAAAAAGAAAAAAGAAAAAAAAAAACAGAGGCACAAGUAGAAUCAAUCAACAGACAAAACCGAUCAUCCACAAAAACAAGAGAAGUUGUAGAAAGAAGAGUGAAGAAGUUUUGAGAGCUUAUUUGUUGAAAUUCAAUGCUGCAACUAUUCUUCGCUGUGGCCUUCUCGGCUGUACCUUUGACUCUGUACGUACCGCCGAUCCGAAGCCUAAAUCUGUUCGUGGAGACCAUAGAAGAGCUUCUUCGGCAGACCACAACCUAUACAGUCAGAGCCUAUCCUCGUGUACGCCUUGCUUUUUCUCGUAUCCUCAACUCUAUUAUCCGCUUAACCAGGUAGACUCUUUUUCAUUCAACCCCACAAUCAAUAAUUGUAUAAAUUUAAGACCCAACUCAAUUAUUGUCUGCUUAUUUUUGAUGGGUUUGUUGUAAUUUGUGGGAUUAAUUUAAUUUAAAUUUUUAUUUUUUUGAGGGGGGAUUUAAUCUUCGAGAUGAUUCAUGAUUUACUUUGUUGUACAUGGAUGUGGUGGUGUUGUUGCAACUUGCAAAUGACCCAUAAUAAUAUCAAUUGGGUUUUUUAUUAGA